This is a messenger RNA of Argiope bruennichi, 654 nucleotides long. RefSeq lists its product as uncharacterized. The coding region runs from base 1 to 654 and encodes 217 amino acids. The record is from RefSeq and is a predicted model, not a curated record. NCBI's taxonomy places the organism in Eukaryota, Metazoa, Arthropoda, Arachnida, Araneae, Araneidae. The transcript has a single exon.
AUGGAGAUUACGAAAUUUCCCCAUGUUAUCUCCGCUUUACAGUCUGAAGAGUUAGCUAUUGUGGAUUAUCUUAUUUUCAAACCACCGGCAGAAAAUCCGUACACUACACUCAUAGCUCGGCUAUGUUCGCAAUACUCCGACAGUGAAGAACAACGCCUCCGAAACUUCAUCUCUGGAAUGCAACUAGGAGAUCUGAAACCCUGGCGUCUUUUAUUGGAGAUGGGAAGCAAGGCUGGAAAUCGAAUUUCCGAUAAUUUGCUUAAAUCCUUUUUUCUGCAGUAUCUUCCAACAAACGUACAGCAGAUUCUUGCUAUCUUUGAUGAUGGAGCGGAAAAGUUAGCUGAAAUGGCGGAUGGAAUUAUGGCAGCUGCUUGUAGUGUACCAUCGAUUCGAGCAGUCGAAGCGGGAGAAAUGGAGCUAAAAACCAUGCUUAUGGAUAUUUCGUCUCGUCUGUCUCCCCUGGAAACAUGUGAACAUUCUACCUCCCGUGGGGGUUUCCGUCGUCGGUCAGCAGAUUCCAGAAACCACGAACACUGUUGGUACCACCGACGUUUCAAGGAACGUUCAAUGAAGUGUACCAAACCAUGCUCAUUUCUCCUGCAAACUAGAACGACCAUCACUUUAGACAGCGGGUGGCUGCACAACUCAGAUUAA